AAGAGUUCGAGCUCGCGUUUGAAAUAAAAAGUCGCAUGGUUCAUCCUGCGUCCUGCGCGCGCUCCUGUGGCUCCUGCAUUCACCGAACCAAGCUUGGGCUCGUGCAGGAUCUAGUCUUCUGUCUAACACUGUUGCUCUGAAGCUCAUGAGCGAGAGGGCGGAUGGCGUGCUACUACCUAGUGAUUAGCUCCACGCACCUCAGCAACGGACAUCUCCGGAGUAUCAAGGGAGUUUUCCGCGGUCCGCUGUGCGCGAGCGGCGGUGCAGAGUCUCCGCAGGACUAUGCCGAAAAGGAGCAAGCCAUAACUAAAGCUCUAGAGCAUCUGAAGGCUAACUUCUAUUGUGAGCUUUGCGACAAACAGUACCACAAGCAUCAAGAGUUCGACAACCACAUCAACUCAUAUGACCAUGCACACAAACAGAGACUAAAGGAGCUUAAGCAAAGAGAAUUUGCACGCAAUGUCUCAUCUAAGAACUGGAAGGAUGAAAGGAAACAGGAGAAAGCACUGAAACGCCUCCAUCAAAUUGCCCUGCUCAAGCAGCAAAGGGAUGGUGACAGAGAAAAGAAGACAAAGUUAACAGCAGCAGCUCAAGAGCAUCAGCAAGAGAAAACAAGUAUCAAUGGCAAUGAACAAAAAAGAUCCAGGAACACGCUUUGUGAGGAUCAAAAUAAGAGCUCUGCCUCCCCAGACUUUACAACUAAAAUCCCUCCACCUGCACCAGUGCUUACAAAUCAGUGCUCUCUUCGGGUUAAGUGUUCUUCACUACUAGCUCAAAAAGGUCACAGGCAUGCUAAGACAGGGAUCUCAUUCUGUUUCUCAAAACGGGCUCACCUGAAGCUGGACUCCUGUGCAUCAGUGUUUGCUGAUAGCUUGGAUGAAACUAGUGACCACCAGAAAAUCCAGAACCAGCAGCAUAAACUGGCAUUGCAAGCCCUCCUGUCCCGAUCUCCUUCACCCAUACAGAGUGAUCACCAUGUCCCUCUGGAUCCAAUGCCACUGAACACUUCACCACAGAGAGAUCUACAGUCGGAUCAGUCCAAUCAGGAAAGUAGUCUGGAGAUGCAGGUGAUGUAUUGUGCCAUAGAGCCACAAAGGCAAAGUUGUCCAAAUACCCAUGGUAUAAAAGAUAAGGCAGAUAAUAAUGGCCAAAAAUCUGGACAUGAAAGAAUGUAUGACAGAAUGAUGGAGAGAAGGAGCCCGAAGAACCCAAGUCCAACUGCUCAUACAGAUGGAUAUGACAAUAUGGCUUCUGGGCAACUCGAUUCACAGAACUCGAAACAUGACUUACAAGAAAGUAGCAAACAGGAUAAUUUAGUGGCUGGAAACUUUUUAGCUGUGGGUGACCUAAGCAGCAAACCUUUCCUAGAUGUUCUUGGAAAAGAUGGGACUAAGCUAAAAUGGCCUUGCGAGCUCGUGCAGUACACCUCAGAUGAACCCAGAGUGUCCUAUAGCUGCAAUCCACUGUUUUUGAAUUCUAAAUGCACAGAAGGCAAAGAUAAAAGCACAGAUGCAGAAAAAACAGAUGUGUGCACCAUCCCAUUUAAUCCCAACAGAGAAGAGGAGCAAACACCAAAUGUUAAUAAAGUUAACUUGGGCAUUUUAAAACCAAAGAAACACAAACACCAGAGGAGAGGACGAAUUCGUAUGUGUAAAAUAGAUGCUGUUAGGAGACAUCGAGUGGCCUGUGCACUCAGUAAUUUUGCCCAGUCACCUGCUGAAGGACAAUUUGAAUUCAAUUCUCUGGCCAGCAAACUGCGCACCAAGCAGAAUUGCAAAGGGAAGAGGAACAAACUGAGAAAGAGAAAAAAAUCACAGGAUGUAACACAGCAACUAAACCUGAAAAGUAUAAUUGUAAGUGCUUUCUCUGCCCCAAAACGUCGAAGACGAAAGCGCCAGAGGUUGCCUGCUGCUCUCCGUCUGGCAAAGCGCAAAGCUCUUUUGCAUGCUUCCAUACGGUCUCAAGCUGGGAGUGAAGGUAAUUACCAGGGGUGUGGCAACUUCUGCACAUCAAAGCAGGAUGAUAAUGUGACCCCACUCAAGGCAAACUCAUGGGGUGUCUUGUCAGGAUUGAGGACUGAGCGGGAAUGGCCCGAUUGCCAAUGGGAAAGGCAUUAUACUUCUUCUGCGUCAACUUCCUACUAUCCUAGGAGGAGAGGAUAUAACCAGCCUUGUUCUUUCAUCAGAAAUUCUAGCUACAGCUUCCCAUGCUAUAGUUACACACACAUGUCAGAGAGUCCAGAUAAAAACACUGAACCCAGAGUGGAAUACUGUAAUUACAAAGAUUCAGAACUCUACAGGGAGAGGAAUUACUAUGGGGCUUGUGGCAAACGCUGUAUCAUAAAGCAACAAUAUGGUAUAAGAAAACAUAAAGGACACAUCAGGGAGAACAGAUAUAGAGAUUGCCAUAACCCUGCCAGAAAAAGAAUUUGUUUUUAUAGAGUCUACAAGGAUGGUGAUGAUUCGCAUGACACAAAACAAGACUGGUGGUGCAAGAGGCCAAGUCCUGAUCUUAGGAGUAGAAAACGAAGAAAUAGGUUCUGGUUAAGAACAGUGGUGAAUCAUGAGAGGGAGAAUGAGCAGUCCAGUCCUAGGUUCAGACAUAGUCCUGCUUCCUCUAGUAUCACCAGUAUUUCAGACAUUAGUAGAGAUUCGGGGCAAAGUGACUUAAAAUGGCCAGCAGAGAGCUCAGUUAGGGCCAAGAAUGUCCAUUCAAGAAAACACACACCAAGAAAAAAGAGUUCAUCACCAACAUCAUCAUCUAUUGAUAGGUCAGAGGCUGUGCAAUCAGACACCCCAACUGUUAUUUCUGAUUCCAGAGGAAAACUUGAUCCUGUUGCACAAACCGCCAAAUCCAGUGAUUUGACAAAGCAAAGCACAUCAAAUGAUAAAAAAGUGUCAAACAGAAUAUGUACUCUAUCACUCCCCUUGAUUGGCAAGCUACCCUCAGUGAGGAAAGGAAUAAGACAGGCAAGAAUGCCCAAAGAGAAACAUACCAGUAGCAAUUGUGGUAACCAAGUAAAUACAUUUCUAAAUGAUCAAUCAAAAUGUGAAAGACAAGCGGACUUUCAGACUGCAAGUAUAGCCAAGCAUAAGUCAACCUCUCCCCCAGAUUGUCCAUCUGGAACUGAUCUGAGAACUUCAAAUUCUUGUGCAAGUUUAAAAACACAGACAGAUAGGUCCAUGUCUCAUGAAAACUUCAUCAGUGUUCUGGAGGACACGUCACACAAAACCCACGAUGAGCCGCCUCAGAGUUGUUCAAUCUCUUCCUUAACAGAGAAACCUAUAACAUUCACUGAGGAAGAGAUGGACAAGUACAGAUUCCUACAACUUCAGGCCCAGCAGCAUAUGCAGCAGAAACAUCUACAAGAGCAACACAACAUGCCAAGAAAUUCAUUUGCUUCUGAAAUGAACCAACUCCCUAUUCCUGUUCCUGAGCCUUCAAACCAGGCUGUCCCAGGUCCCUGUCUCUCAUACACCAUACAUCAGCAUGGGGCACUAUCAGCUUUCUCUUCCUUCAUCUCCUGUCCAUCAGCCUGCUUGGCAUCCCGCGGUUCCCCAUCUGCCCAUCCUUCUCUUCGUCCCACUCUCCCACAGCCCCACUUCACCCCUCUUCCAUUUCCUACUGUGUUCUAUCAAGCUUCCCCUGCAGUAAUGCUGGCAACACACCCUCUACACCUUAUUUCAGCAGCACCCCUCCACCAUACACAUCCUCAUUCUCACAUUGCUGGCCUAACACUUCACCCCCCACCACACGCCUCAUUGCUCCCCUCUGUGCUUACCCCAUCAGCCAUGGUGGCUGGCAGGAGUCUGCAAAUCCACCCCACACUGCAGCCCCUGUUCCCACAUCAGGAUCUUCAGCACCACCAUGGUAUUGCGAGCUAGAUUUGGUGAAGAAAUAAGAACAAAUUGGGAAGGGAAAGAACAAUAAUAUAAUGUGAGAAAAUAGAGAAAAGUCUAUCCUUGAUACUCAGAAGUGUAGACUACAGUCUAGCACGUUGUGAUGUUUGUUUUUGACUUGGCCAAAGGUUUUGAUGUCUUGCUUGUCCUCUCAUUUAUUUUGUACUAUAAUUGUUUGAAUGUCUGUCUGCUAUUUAUGUGAAUGGCAGUGCAGUCAAGCACUGGCCUUCUUCAAAAGUCUUAUCCUCCAUUACUGUAAAUGAUAACUUUAAAUGAUGGGAAAAUAUAUUUACCUGGCUUAAUCUAAGAUUUAUCUUUUGGUUAAUUAGUAAUUGAACUUAAGUCCCUUUCUAUUCAUGCACUGCAAUUAUUUUGAGGGGUAAUUUUUUUUAUCUAGAGAUGUCCAAGCGCCAACACCAAUGUAAAAAUUGGAGCAUGUAUUAAAAUAAAAAGGAGGGAUAUACAGUGCGUUGACAUGUAAGCUGCAAGUGAUUUGUUUUGUCCUGAUACGGAAGCAUAUUCUAUUCUAUCUUUCAGUACAAGUGAGGCAAAAGACUGACUAAAUAAACUAUAAUACAGAGUUGUUAUAAUGCAAUAAUACCGUUUUUCAAUCUAUUUAAAGGUCUAAAGUCUUAAAUAUUAUGAUGUACUGUACUUUCUAAUGGGAAAAAAACGAAAAAAAAAAAUAUAUAUAUAUACAUUUUAACAAACAUAGGGUGUGUACAACCUGCACUUGUCUGAAUUAUGUAUGUUCCAGAGACUUUGUAUUUACUCUUAUUUUGUUAGAGCCAAACAUUUUGUGACCUGUACAAUAAUGUCCUAAGAAUAAAUUUAAUGUAAUUUGAAGAAA
Molecule: messenger RNA, 4749 nt
Organism: Silurus meridionalis
Lineage: Eukaryota; Metazoa; Chordata; Actinopteri; Siluriformes; Siluridae
Product: zinc finger protein 804B
Exons: 4
Coding region: 162-3884 (1240 amino acids)
Cellular component (GO): nucleus
Source: RefSeq, a predicted model, not a curated record